UGUUUUUUCUGCCUGUUCUCCACUCACACUCUCGCUCAGCAGAGAUUCAGAGGUGGAGAGCAAAGAUUCUCACUGGGAAAAAAAGGGGGGGAAGGGAAAACAGAUUUUCUUCCUCUCACAUCAAAAAAAGAGACACAACCAAGAAAUAAAGAUGGAGAGGAUGCAAGGAGAGGGAGAGGUGGACCACCUGGAGCGGCCGAGCCCACUGACUGACAAGGAGAGGGUGAUGAUCCAGGACUCCUGGGCAAAAGUCUACCAGAACUGUGAUGAUGUCGGGGUGGCCAUACUUGUCAGGCUGUUUGUGAACUUCCCCUCAUCCAAGCAGUACUUCAGCCAGUUUAAGCACAUCGAGGAGUCGGAGGAGCUGGAGAGGAGCGCCCAGCUUAGGAAGCAUGCUCGCAGAGUCAUGAAUGCCCUCAAUACAAUGGUGGAGAGCCUUGACAACGCCGACAAGGUGGCCUCGGUGCUGAAGGUGGUGGGCAAGGCUCACGCACUUCGACACAAGGUGGAGCCUGUGUACUUCAAGUUCCUGAGUGGUGUGAUACUGGAGGUCCUAGGAGAAGUGUAUCCGGAGGUGGUGACACCAGAGGUGGCCGCAGCGUGGACCAAACUCCUGGCAACUGUCUGCUGCAGCAUCUCAGCCGUCUAUGAGGAAGUGGGCUGGACUAAGCAUUCAACUUCGACUGGGCAGACAGAGGAGACAGACGUGCCAUACACAAAGAGCAAUGGAGCAGCAGAAACCCAAAAAUGACAACAGUGAACAUCACAGGACAUGACCAGAGUAGGCCAUCAUCUCAAGUCUGGUGAGCGUCAGCGGCAUCUGCUAUCAAGACUUAUUUCCCUGGAUGCUAUGCAGAGAGAUUUCCUGUAAUCUUUUUUCUUGCUUUCUGUCAUUGAUCAGACUCUGAUUUAUCUGCACUUGACAGCUCACGCCAAGACUCCCACCAGGAUUUAAAAAAAAAAAAAGAAAAAGAAAAAAGAAAAAGAAAAGUGGGGCUUGAAAAACAACGAGGCCUGUUUUGAUCAUGGCUUCCCCUAUCUGUCCUGCAGACGCUCUCACCACUGGAACAAGAAACAGUGACUCCGGGGUGAAUUCCAGCUCAGAAGUUGAAGCCUGACAAAUGCCAUGCACUGAUCAUGAAAAUUUACAGCACUGUCACUUCAAAGUCGGGUAUAUGAUCAGAAAGUGAUAAACAUGUUAUGUGCCUCUGCAUAAAAACAAGCAGUAAUAAUUUCUUUGAUUUCCUGCUUUUGCUCAUUUUUAAAAAUAAUGAUCUGUGUUACAUGUAUGUAUGUAUGAGGACAGGAUGAGCUGUGAUGGAUAUUUCUUAAAGAGUAGUGUCUCUUAAUAUCGCAUAAGUGACCUAAUUUCUUGAGAAAAAGGGGCUGAAGUCAUGCAUUGUAGUGUAAUGUAUUGCAUUGUGUAUGGCAGGUAUAUCAAUUCUGUGAAUCCCUUAAAGGUUUAUGUUGUUCAGACAGGAGCCCAAAAAU
This is a messenger RNA of Epinephelus fuscoguttatus (brown-marbled grouper), 1491 nucleotides long. Its product is annotated as cytoglobin-1-like. NCBI's taxonomy places the organism in Eukaryota, Metazoa, Chordata, Actinopteri, Perciformes, Serranidae. The transcript has 7 exons. Gene Ontology annotation, molecular function: oxygen binding; iron ion binding; heme binding. Gene Ontology annotation, biological process: oxygen transport. The record is from RefSeq and is a predicted model, not a curated record. The coding region runs from base 152 to 751 and encodes 199 amino acids.